This is a messenger RNA of Cryptomeria japonica (Japanese cedar), 1658 nucleotides long. RefSeq names its product wax ester synthase/diacylglycerol acyltransferase 11. Bases 132 to 1571 code for a protein of 479 amino acids. Lineage: Eukaryota; Viridiplantae; Streptophyta; Pinopsida; Cupressales; Cupressaceae. Gene Ontology annotation, molecular function: diacylglycerol O-acyltransferase activity; long-chain-alcohol O-fatty-acyltransferase activity. Gene Ontology annotation, biological process: triglyceride biosynthetic process. The transcript is spliced from 7 exons. Gene Ontology annotation, cellular component: plasma membrane. The record is from RefSeq and is a predicted model, not a curated record.
CGGAUGAUAACGUGCCUAAGGCGCUUAAAAGCUGAAUUGGGACAUAUCACCUCGCGGGUUUAUAGCUAUAUAUCCACAAUUGUUUUUGCAUUUCAGAAACACAGCGGUUACAGGGUUUUGUUCUAUCAGCCAUGGACCAUAUACAUAAUUCCAAACAAAACUUGGUAAAUGGUUAUGGCGACGAGGCAGUGAGCCCCCUUGGCCAGACUUUUAGUAACUCGUUUUUUUCCGUAUGCAUCCAAGCCAUAUUUGAGAUGGAGCAACCCGUAGACGUGUUUGCAGCCAAGAAAGCCAUUAAUGACAUUCUUCUGCCAUGCAACCCCCGUUUUUCCUCCAUAAUGAGCGAGGACAGGCAUGGAGUGCUGCGUUGGGUGAAAACUGAAGUGGACGUGGAUGAACAUGUAAUUGUUCCACACUUUCCUCCAGGCCACACUGAAUAUGAUGAGCUUGUGAAUGAGUAUAUUUGUAACAUACACCUUACCCCUCUUCCUAAGGAUCGGCCCUUGUGGCAGUUCCAUUUUCUCAAUUACAAUACAAGCAAGGGGAGAGCCACAUGCAUUAUAAACAUGCACCAUUCUUUAGGUGAUGGUACUUCUCUCAUGUCCUUAGUCUUUUGCUGUGUCACCAGAGCAGACCAUCCCAAUCUUCCCCUCACCUUUCCUUCCUCCAAAUCUCUGCCUCACAAACCUAGUCCACCAUAUUAUUCAUGGGUUUCGGCCAAGUUUAUGUAUUACAUGUUGCGGAGGCUAUUUGUGCUUGUGCUUGUUUUGUGGUACACUUUUUCUGAUCUCAUUGGCAGCUUACUGAGAAUGACGUGGAUGGACGAUAGCAAGCUACCCAUUCGAGGGCCCCCUGGGGUUGAGAUGCUGCCUAAAGUUAUGGCCCAUGUCAUCUUCCCCAUGGACGACGUCAAAAAUAUUAAGAAUUCCAUCGGCGGGACGGUAAAUGAUGUGGUCAUGGGAGUAAUAUUCUACGGUUUUCAACGAUACCUGCAAAUUACUCAUCCUCAUGGAGGAAACAGUAAGGAAAUGACAAAGUCAAGAGUAACAGGGCUUGUUGCAAUCAAUACAAGAAUACAGUCGGGAUUGAAGGAUAUAAAAGAAAUGAUGAAACCUGAAAGUGGAGCACCGUGGGGAAACCACUUCGGUGUGUUACAUAUACCCAUGCUCACCGCUAAUGCGGAGAGUCCAUUAGAUUUCGUGCGAAGAGCCAAAAAAAUGAUAGAUCGGAAGAAAAUGUCACGUGAAGUGUUCAUUACAGGUCGACUACUCGGUUACCUGGGGCGACAGGGGUCUGCUAAAUGCUUUUAUAAGACUAUGACAAAUGCAACAUUAACAAUAUCCAAUCUCAUCGGCCCGAUGGAGAAGAUAGCCAUGAAUCAAAUUCCAGUUAAGAACAUGUUUUUCUCGAUGUCUGGUUUGCCUCAGACGCUUGUUUUGACGGUGGUGAGCUACAUGGGAAAAUUAAGGCUGGACGUAAUUGGUGUCAAAGGUUACGUAGAUUGUAAUAGUUUGGCCAAGUGUUUUGGCGAGUGCUUUGAAGAGAUCAAGGAGGCCUCCAAUGCAUUAUAGGCUAUCUAUGGCCUCCUCUCGGCAUUAAAAAUCUUCUAUUAUUCUAUGUAUUAUUUUAUUUUAUUAUGUUAUUGAAUAAAAGGUAGC